Messenger RNA from Ostertagia ostertagi, 1704 nucleotides. The record is from the annotation of a GenBank genome assembly. NCBI's taxonomy places the organism in Eukaryota, Metazoa, Nematoda, Chromadorea, Rhabditida, Trichostrongylidae.
AUGUUCGCCAAAGAAGGAGCGAUGGUGACAAUUUGUGGCCGAGACGAGAAAACACUGAACGAAACAAAAUCGAUGGUGCUGGCGGUAAACGGAGGCGAUGAGAAAAAGGUUUUCCUGGCUCGUGGUGAUAUUUGCAAGGAAGAGGUGAUGAACGACAUCGUUGAUGGAACCGUCAACGCGUUUGGUCGAUUGGACGUCUUGGUGAACAACGCUGGUGGAACCAACAGCGGUGACUGGCAAAAGCCAGAAUUGGAGUGUGACUUGAGCAAUUUUGAGUACACCCUUGAUUUGAACACCAAAAGCGUUCUUCGCCUGUGUCAGUUGGCCUUCCCACAUCUGAUAAAAAGCAAAGGCGAAAUUGUCAAUGUGAGCAGUAUCGCGGGCCUGUCAAACGGAGCAUCAAUACCGUCGCCAUACUACAGUAUCGCAAAAGCGGCACAAGACCAGCUGACGCGUAACCUCGCCAUUUACUAUAUCCAGAAAGGUGUUCGAGUGAACGGCGUCAACCCUGGUAUGAUUUCAACAAAUUUCGUGCAAAGGCAAGGGAUUCCAGCUGAGCUUAUGAGAAAGGUGGAACAGGAAAUCGCUGCUUCACCUUCGCGUGUCCCGUGUGGUCGCCCUGGAACUCCGGAUGAGGUGGCCGAGGCGAUUCUCUUCCUGGCCGAUAGCUUUCUGCCUGAGAACUGCCCUUACCUUGUGGGCGACGGCAUAAGAUCGAGUUACAUAGUCGGUCAUCAGCUGGUUAUUGACGGUGGAUCGUCCUUGCAAAUGCCACUGGUAGCAGAUGGGCUCAAGAUCUUCGCUGAUGUACUGGGAGGUAAAACUGCAAAGGAGAUGGGUCCAUUCGAUAGUCGUGCUGUCAUAGUCACAGGCUCGUCCAAUGGGAUUGGUCGUGCUGCUGCUGUGCUGUUUGCCAAAGAAGGUGCGAAAGUGACAAUUUGUGGGAGGGAUGAAAACACACUGAAAGAAACAAAAUCGAUGGUGUUGGCGGUAAAUGGUGGCAUUGAAAAGAACAUCUUCCUGGUGCGUGGUGACAUCUGCAACGAAGAGGUGAUGAAAGAAAUCGUUGAUGGAACUGUGAACGCGUUUGGUCGACUGGACGUCUUGGUGAACAACGCGGGCGGAACCAGUGCCACCGAUUUUGGAAAGCCUGAACUCGAGAGCGACUUAAGCAGUUUCGAGUACACCCUUAAUCUGAACACGAAAAGCGUUCUACGGCUCUGUCAAAUGGCAUUUCCGCAUUUGGUGGAAAGCAGUGGCGAAAUCGUGAACGUGGGCAGUGUUGCGGGUCUGCCAAAUGGCGCAUCGAUAGCGUCUCCGUACUACAGCAUCGCUAAAGCAGCACAGGACCAACUGACUCGUAAUCUCGCCAUUUACUACAUCCAGAAAGGCGUCCGAGUGAAUGCGGUCAGCCCUGGAAUAAUAUCAACAAGCAUCGCACAGAAGCAAGGGAUUUCGGCUGAUCUCGCAAGAAAGGCAGAGAAGGAAAUCGCUGCUUCGCCCUCACGUGUCCCGUGUGGGCGCCCUGGAACUUCAGAUGAAGUAGCCGAAGCGAUUCUUUUCCUGGCCGAUAGGCAAAGAUCGAGCUACAUAGUUGGUCACCUACUUGUAAUCGAUGGUGGCUCGUCCCUACAAAUGGGACUGGUUGCCGAUGGAUUCCAAAUCUUCGCUGAUGUGCUCGGCGGUCCAUCGCCGCCAAAAGCG